AUGGGGCGCACAAACCCCAACAUUGUAAUAACGGGUACACCAGGCGUAGGCAAGACGACGCACGCAGAGCAACUAGCGCAGGCAACGGGGUUGAAGCACCUGUCCGUGAAUCAGAUUGUCAAGGACGAGGGGUUCCACGAGGGCAAAGAUGAGGAGACGGGAAGUUGGAUUGUAGAUGAAGACAAGCUCCUCGACUACCUCGAAUCGCUGCCCCUGCACUCGACCGGCGGCUACAUCCUCGACUGGCACGCCUGCGACCUCUUCCCCGAGCGCUGGAUCGAUCUUGUCGUCGUGCUGCGGUGCGACUCGUCCAUCCUGUACGACCGCCUCACUGCGCGCGGCUACACGGGCAAGAAGCUCGAGGAGAAUAUGGAUAGUGAGAUUAUGCAGGUUUUGCUCGAGGAGGCCCGCGACGCGUAUAGAGAGGAGAUUGUGGUCGAGUUGAGGAGUGAGAGUGCCAAGGAUGUAGAGGCGAAUUUGGAGAGGUGUGAGGGGUGGGUGGAGCAGUGGAGGAGGGAUAAUGUGGGGAAGGAGGAGGCGGAGGAGAAGGAGUAG
This is a messenger RNA of Bipolaris maydis ATCC 48331, 555 nucleotides long. RefSeq names its product AAA domain-containing protein. NCBI's taxonomy places the organism in Eukaryota, Fungi, Ascomycota, Dothideomycetes, Pleosporales, Pleosporaceae. Gene Ontology annotation, molecular function: AMP kinase activity; ATP hydrolysis activity; ATP binding. The record is from RefSeq and is a predicted model, not a curated record. Gene Ontology annotation, cellular component: cytoplasm; nucleus.